Messenger RNA from Gadus chalcogrammus (walleye pollock), 2921 nucleotides. It is a transcript of the gene mrpl49, whose product is annotated as mitochondrial ribosomal protein L49. Gene Ontology annotation, biological process: translation. Gene Ontology annotation, molecular function: structural constituent of ribosome. The record is from RefSeq and is a predicted model, not a curated record. Bases 61 to 582 code for a protein of 173 amino acids. Gene Ontology annotation, cellular component: ribosome; mitochondrial large ribosomal subunit. The transcript has a single exon. NCBI's taxonomy places the organism in Eukaryota, Metazoa, Chordata, Actinopteri, Gadiformes, Gadidae.
AAAAAUCUCCGCCUAUGGAGAAAAGAACACUUCCGGCUCCGCUGUCAAUGGAGGUGUAACAUGUCUGCCUGCUUCACCUUGCGUUUCAAAAUGUUACACAGGGUCCUUAGGUGUGCCUUCCAGCUGCCCGGUCCGUCCGUUAUUCGGCUGCAGCCGAUGUGCGUCGCUGUCGGGGAACAGAAUCCACCAUGCGGGACACUGGAAACGACCAAGGAGUACAUGUUUGUUGAGCGGCUGAUCCCCCCGACCCGGGUCCCCGUCCCGCCCCGACACGACGGACCUGCUCCGUCCGGCUGGGCUCCUCCGUCUGACGUGCCUCCGUCUUUGCCUUACAUGGUCCGUCGGUCACGAAUGCACAACAUUCCCGUCUAUACGGACAUCACCCAUGGCAACCGCAGGACCACCGUGUUGCGCCGAGUGGAGGGGGACAUCUGGGCGCUGGACGGGGCCGUGAAGGAGCUCUUGAAGCGGCUCACAGGGACCGACCGCACAACGCAGGUCAACGAGGUGACCAUGAGCAUCCGGAUCAAAGGACACUACGACAAGGAGAUCAAGGAAUGGCUGAUGCAGAAGGGGUUCUAGGAUUGACUCAUUAAAAUAGUUAUCUUCAAGGUCAGGCUGAAGAUGAACAGUUCCAGGGGUCAACCUGGCCUUCUCCAGGGGUCCACCUGGCCGACCCGAGCCGCCGGACCAUGGGGGGCUUAAAGGGGCCCGAGUGCUGGACUAUGCCUACGUUUAGAUUGAUGUUGACUACUGCUGUAAUUUGUUUAUAUGAUAUAGUUUGCAUUGCUGUUCACAUCAAAUAAGCUUGCUUUCAUAACAUUAAAUUUAUAAAGCAGUCAUUUGAAACAUUUUUAAUUGGGAAGGGAGGGAAUGGUUGAUCCUGCUCAUUGUGUGAUCUCAUAAAGAUAAUAUUCUACCUGGGUGGAAAAUAACAGCAAAAAACUGGUUAAACCUCAUUUAAAUGCAGAAACUAAACGAAUUCUCUUCAUGGGUUAGGGGGAUGUCCGCCUCCAUCUAAGGCUUUUUUUCUAAGGCGUGAGAUUUCUGGGAUUUCACAACUUUAUCAUUUACCAUCCCUGAACCUACCAGCAAUGUCCGAGAUGUGUUCCUCAUCACUCCAUAGGACUUGUUGUGUUGGUGGCCUAAAUGUUUUAGAAUUACAUUUAGCAGACGCUUUUAUCCAAAGCGACAUAAAAUAAUUUGGCAGAAGAAGGUGAAAGAAUUAUUGUUGUCGGUUCAGUAAGGAUGUUCAUAGAACCAAGCAAGCCUUUAUAAAUGCUAGGUUAACCUAUUCCCCAUAUACAACAAGAUAUCAAGGAUACGAUGCUACACAAUGCGAAGUACUAUUUAUAAGUGCCAGGGCCUACAACACACAAUAAGUGUGUAAGAGGGGUGUGUUAAGGAGAGUAAGGGCGGAAGCUGUGCAGAGACCAGGGUGAACUUUGAACCAGCAAGCCUUGAGUCCAGGUGAACUCUGAACAGGUGGGUCUUGAAUCCCUUGUCUAUGGUCCAGUUGAACUCUGAACAGUUGAGUCUCUGGUGAGCGACUGCAGUCCUGACGUCCGCAGGGAUCUUGUUCAGUGUUCAACCGUAUACUGAAGGUAAACUGAAAGAAUGUCUUACAAAACCUUCCAGCCUUUAUAUUUGGUCUUCGGUGCACCCCCUUCAAAGCAGCCCCAUUUCAUAAGCCGGCCUUGUGCUUGGCUCUACUUUUAAAAGAACUGCUCGCCACACAUGCUUUUUCUUAUGUGGAACAGAACUAAAGUUGACAUAAAUAUGUUGAUAGACAAUCCAAGAUUAAAUGUGUAGGGGGUCUUGAAGGUAAAAAGAACCCUGUGCCGUUGGUUUCUCCUGAAAAACCAAUCUGGUGUCAAUAUGAUUAUCAAGAAAUGUCCUCCGGGUUGGAAAAAAUGUUUCAGGAAUGUAAUUCAACGUCAAUUUUUUCAAAGUCUCUCUCUUCCACAGCCCUACCAUCCACAUUGGAAAGGCCAAACGAAAACUAUUCUGGUUUUCCAAACUGGAUGGACGUGUUACAUUCAUGAGAAACGUUCUACUUCCAAUACGUUUUUCGAAAACAGCCAAAAAGUGAGUGUAGGUUUAACAUUCUUUUUAUUUGUUAACUGACGGUUUACCUUGUCUUAUAGUAGGCCAAUUUCUUUAAAGACAGUAUAUAAAACACAUGUAGCCUUAUAUAAUAACAAUAUUAAAAUACAAACUAAUGGGACUCAUGUUUAUGGGAAAUAGGUAUGGUAUGGACCAUCCAGGAAUAACGCAACGUAAGGAAUGCAAAUUAUAUACACAAGUUUAAUAUUGUUACAUGAAGGAAAAAGGUUCAAAAAGGUUAUUUCUCUUGCUGGGCAGAAGGCUGGGAAAGGAAGUCUUUGUACUGUCGGGUGAUUUUCUCCAGCUGGUCGGCUGAAAAACAAGUACAAUAUGCGAGAAAGAAAAUGAAAUGUUUGCAUGUCCAAGUAGGUCUUUUCAACCAGUCUAAAUGCAAGCGACUUGAUAACUUUUCAUAACUAAAUUCAGUGUCAAAAGAAAAAAUAAAUCAAGAAUAGUAAAAGGGAAGUAUUUUUGCACUUUGCUUUAGGCUGUUAAUCUCCUGUUUUUCCAAAUUAAUGAUUUAUUACAGAUUCAAACCGAACUGGCCAUUUGGCUGGCUAGGCAUAGAUGCCAUCAUUAAGUGACCCACUCUAACUAAUCUAUCUAUAACUAAGCAGUCCUACUAUGUGGUUCUAGAAGAGCUAAUAGGGGGAGACGGAACAGAUAUUUUUGUGUAUUUCUACAGGGGCCAACUGAUUGGAUUAGACUUUUUACAGACAAAGAGUUUGUUUUCACUGUAGGCCAAUAAUGGGGUACAGAUUCCCGCCUCCAGCAACAUGAUUGGUCGAUAUAAAUAUGAAGUGAAAGAAAGUGAA